GGGUUUUGAUCAUUUUCUUAUAAAGGGAAUCGUUAACGCCUCCUCUUCUCUUCUGUUAAGAGGGAACCAUAAACCAAGACCAAGCUUCACAGAGGCAGAAGCAGCGUCAGCCGCCAUGGUUAAGUACUCAAGAGAGCCUGAUAAUUCCACCAAAUCUUGCAAGGCCAGGGGCUCUGACCUUAGAGUUCAUUUCAAGAACACGAGGGAGACCGCCCAUGCCUUGAGGAAGUUGCCUUUGGCUAAGGCUAAGAGGUAUUUGGAGGAUGUUAUGGCUCACAAACAAGCUAUACCUUUUCGACGUUUCUGUGGUGGGGUUGGACGUACUGCACAGGCAAAGAACAGGCACUCAAAUGGGCAAGGACGCUGGCCUGUUAAAUCUGCCAGAUUCAUUCUAGAUUUGCUCAAGAAUGCUGAGAGUAAUGCCGAGGUCAAAGGCUUGGAUGUCGAUGCCCUCUACAUUUCUCAUAUCCAAGUGAAUCAGGCACAGAAGCAGAGGCGUCGAACUUAUCGCGCUCAUGGAAGAAUCAAUCCUUACAUGUCUAGCCCGUGUCAUAUUGAGUUGAUUUUGUCCGAGAAGGAAGAGCCAGUGAAGAAGGAGCCUGAGACCCAGCUAGCUACAAGCAAAUCUAAGAAGUCUCAAGCUCUACGAAGUGGUGCUGCCUCUUAAGUGGCAAUCAUAUUUUACCAUUUCAAGGAGCACUUUCUUAUAUCCCUGUGUUGUUUUUAUUUGAAGAGAGUUUUGUGGCAUUUUAUUUAGAAAGAGCAGCAUUUUAGUCGAAUUGAGCAGCUUGUUUGUUAUGUUUAGUUAUUAUAUGAAAUUUUUGUUGGAGAACUUGGAUGAAAGAGCAACUUUUCAGAGUCUGAUUAUAUGUUGGUGAAAAAUCUUAUAAAUUUUGUUGACUGGUUGUAGUCUUUUAUCGCCAGUGAAAA
This is a messenger RNA of Jatropha curcas, 930 nucleotides long. RefSeq names its product Ribosomal protein L22p/L17e family protein. The record is from RefSeq and is a predicted model, not a curated record. Gene Ontology annotation, molecular function: structural constituent of ribosome. Gene Ontology annotation, cellular component: cytosolic large ribosomal subunit; ribosome. Gene Ontology annotation, biological process: cytoplasmic translation. Lineage: Eukaryota; Viridiplantae; Streptophyta; Magnoliopsida; Malpighiales; Euphorbiaceae.